GCGGCGCGUAGCACGCGACGUGUGUUGAAGUUUAUUCAAAAUAAAUCCAUAUAGUGUAAAUUCACCGAUCAAAGUGUCCAGCUAGUGAAUUAGUGCUUCCAAUGAUGUACACGUGACAAUUAUAUUGUAAAUUGUAUUAUCCAAAAUCGACGGCCGUUUAAACGAGUGACCUCAUGCGACCACUCAACGGCGCCAGAGCGACAAUUGAUAUCCAACAUUUAUCCAGUUAGAACAGGGUGGAGACGACAGUGAUAAUUACUGACAAAUUGAAUAAAUAAAAACAGGGCAAUCGAGAGGAGUAGGGGAAUUCGAUUGAAAUUCAGUUGAUCGUGUGAGAACCGUGACAAAUUGGCUGACGAUCUGACAGAACCGUUUUGUCAGACUAACGCUUGUUUUUUCCACUGUCAUAAUUCCUCAAUUUUUUUUCACUACUCGUUCUAUUGCUCUUCGACUAGCAUCGAAGCGUUUUAUUUAUAAAACCCGGGCAUCAAUUAGAUUUGUCCUCGAGUGGCAUUAGAGUUGAUGAGGAUAACUGAGAAGUUUGAAACAACAGAAUAAGUGCAGAGGGAAGAGUUGAGAGUUUGCUGGAGUCGAGGCUUAAAUUGUUCGAUUAUUUAGAUAAUUGUUUUUUUCUGGAGUAAGUGAGGAUUAUCCACGUGAAAAUGACGACUAUGGGAGUCACCGUGUACUGCAACAGAGUGCAGAUUAAUAAUGGAGAUCAGGAGCAGUUAAUGUUACUGAGAACGCUGCAGGAUAAUGAGAGUAAUAUCCUCGGGAAUCAGCAGCACUUGAUCGUCCAGAAGGGAUUGAAUAACAACUCGAAUAUUAAUUCGAGUGUAUUGCCUCCUUAUGAUCCCACGAGAUUGAAGAAACAUGGAAAAAAUGGACAACCGCCGCCGGUUGCGGUGGCAAAACGCAAUGCGAGGGAGAGAAAUCGAGUUAAACAAGUUAAUAAUGGAUUUGCAACCCUCAGGCAACACAUACCCAAUCAUAUUGCUGCGGGUUAUGGGGAUAGGGGUAAGAAAUUAUCCAAGGUUGAGACCCUCAGGAUGGCGGUUGAGUACAUCCGGGGAUUGCAGAGAUUGCUCGCUGAAGCCGAUGGGCUUGAAUACGAUCCUAAUGCUGGAAUUGGAAAUAAUGUCCCAUCACCGAGCAGUAGUAUUGUCUCUUCAAGUCAUAACGGCUCUGGGGAAAGACUUGCCCUCGAGGAUGAGGUCAAUCCGGAAGAGGAUGAAGGAGACAACCACCAGGAUGACGAGGACGAGGAGAACAAGAGGGUCACGCUACUGACUAGAUUGUCACCAAAUCCCGUGACAUCAUCAAUAUCCCCGAGCGAUUACUACGGGCAGUCAACUGGUGACGAGGAGAAUCUGGAGCCAGGAACCCUCCAACGUUCGGCGAACAUCAAUCAAACCUUUUCUAGACUCUCUCCAACGUCACUGGCAUCACCCCAAACAGAGUAUUACACCCAGAACGAGGAGAAUCUUGAACCGAGAAUAGUGUCACCGUACAGUGGUGCUGGUGACAGUGAAGAGGGUGGUACCAUUUAUGCUGCUAGUCCUGAGGGAUUUUCGGGGGCUCUUUACUACAAGCAGGAGAUCACCGAGACUGGGGAGUUCAUGGACGUCGUUAGCUGGUGGGAACAGGAACAGGGAAGACUGGUGCAUCAUACCCAGCCACAUGCCCAACGGCUUGCGCACGUCUGAUACAACUCAAGGGAACCGAGUAUCCUGAUCUCACCAAGAAUUAGUCAGCCACUGGGAAAUGAUUAAAAAUCAACGUUGCAACGACUGUAUUUACUUCAGCUACAGGAGAUGGUGGAUCUAAUUAAAUAUCUCUUAGACAUCGUUCAUUGCCAUUUAAAUUGUUGAGUCGAUUGCCGUCGAGACUCGACAAUAAUGGUAGCAACAUUUGAUGAGUUUAUGAAACCCAAACCAGCUUGUAAAUUUCAAUGAGUCUCCAAUACUGUGCCUUAAGAUGUAAGUUCAACUUUUUCCAGUUAAAUUUAUACAGAAUAUAUGUAUACAUGUGUAUAUUAAGAAUUCAGAGGAAUCUGCAUACGAGUAUUUUGUAAGAAUGAGAUAUUUUUCAUUGAAAAUGAGCCAAAAGUCGAUAUUCAUAGGGUAAUUUCAAGAAUCAUAUGAUAUAAGAGUGUCGCUCCGUGGGAUUGAAAUGAAGCGGAUUGUUAGUGCCUUUGCCCAUCGAUGUGCGUUCCGCUUAAUAUGUAGUACAACGAUUACGACAAUAUCAACGAUGCGUCAGCGAUAGCGGUGGAAGGAACGGAAAAUACUGAUUAUAUACGGAGAAAAGAGUCAUUUAUUCCUCGAAAAUAUUAAAAUGUUAACGGAGAGAAUUGUCUUCAUGCUAAACCGUACUUAUGCUUGCUCAAAAAGUGCAUUUCACGUUUGCAAUAAUUUCUCUCUCGUUUUCUCCCUGAAUAUUCAAUAUUCCAUUGAUUAUACAAUUUUAAAUCCUCGUCGUUGACGCCUCGCGAGACACAAUCAAAACAUUGUAUAUACCAGUGCCUUAAAUUAACUAAGAGAAUACAUU
Molecule: messenger RNA, 2550 nt
Organism: Fopius arisanus
Lineage: Eukaryota; Metazoa; Arthropoda; Insecta; Hymenoptera; Braconidae
Exons: 3
Coding region: 663-1706 (347 amino acids)
Biological process (GO): developmental process; regulation of transcription by RNA polymerase II
Molecular function (GO): protein dimerization activity; DNA-binding transcription factor activity, RNA polymerase II-specific; RNA polymerase II transcription regulatory region sequence-specific DNA binding
Source: RefSeq, a predicted model, not a curated record